AUGUCAUACAAAAGGAAAGCCGAACUGCCCGUCGGAGACAUCAAUGAUCUCAUGGAAGUAACUCCCUUGGGUGCAGGAAGCGAAGUCGGACGCUCAUGCCACGUCCUCAAGUACAAGGGCAAGACCGUCUUGUUGGACUGCGGCAUUCAUCCCGGCCAGAGCGGUAUAUCUGGACUCCCCUUCUUUGAUGAAGUCGACCCGGCCACCAUCGACGUCCUCUUGAUCACACAUUUCCACUUGGACCACGCAGCAGGAUUGCCUUACUUCACCGAAAGGACCUCGUUCAAGGGACGCGUGUUCAUGACCCAUCCUACCAAGGCUAUCUUCAAGUGGCUCCUCUCAGAUUAUGUCAAAGUCAGUAACGUGGGGGCGAACGAUAUGCUGUACGACGAGACACAGUUGGCGGCAUGUUAUGACAAGAUCGAGACGGUCGAUUACCAUCAAGAGAUGAACGUUGACGGAAUCAAAUUUACGGGAUACAACGCAGGACACGUCCUGGGCGCAGCCAUGUUCUUGAUCGAGAUCGCCGGUAUCAAGAUCUUGUAUACAGGAGACUACUCGCGUGAGGAGGAUCGCCAUUUGAUGGCCGCGGAAAAGCCCACAAACGUGCAGACAGACGUCCUGAUCUGCGAAUCGACCUACGGAGUCCAGAGUCACGAACCCCGUAUCGACCGCGAACGCCGCUUCACAAGCACAGUCCACGACAUUGUUCAGCGCGGAGGCCGCUGUCUCCUCCCCGUCUUUGCUCUGGGUCAGGCUCAGGAACUGUUGCUGAUGUUGGACGAAUAUUGGGCAGCCCACCCAGAACUGGAAUCGAUCCCUGUCUACUAUGCCUCUUCGCUUGCCAAGAAGUGCAUGACGGUCUAUCAGACCUACAUCAACAUGAUGAACUCCAAGAUCCGCAAGCAGUUUGCGGUCUCGAACCCCUUUGUCUUCAAGCACAUCUCGCAUCUCAAGAACAUGGAUAUGUUUGAUGACACGGGGCCAUGUGUCAUGAUGGCCUCGCCUGGUAUGCUGCAGAACGGACUGUCGAGAGAGUUGUUUGAGCGUUGGUGCACGGACAAGAAGAAUGGGCUGUUGAUUACGGGAUACUGCGUCGAGAACACGCUCGCCAAGGAUGUGAUGAACGAGCCUGACGAGAUUCAGACUAUGAACGGGACCAGGCUCAAGUUGAGGAUGUCGGUCGAUUACAUCUCCUUCUCGGCCCAUGUUGACUAUACCCAGAACAGUGCCUUCAUCGACGAAGUCAAAGCACCCUACCUUAUCCUGGUGCACGGAGAGACGAAUGCCAUGGGACGAUUAAAGAGCGCGUUAAUGAGCAAGUACUCGGAGCGAGAUGAAGACAUCCACAUCUUUACACCCAAGAACACCGAGACUGUCAAACUCUAUUUCCGCGGAGAGAAGCUCGCCAGAACAAUUGGACAAAUGGCAGCGACGUUCCCGGAGAAGGACAAGUUGGUCUCGGGAGUGCUGGUGGUCAAGGAUUUCCAGUAUACCAUUAUGGAUACAUCGGAUCUGGAAGAGUUUGUGGGUCUUCAGACCACAUCUGUGGUUCAGCGUCAGAUCGUCCCCUACCAUGCCUCAUUUGGGUUGCUCAAGUACCAUCUCCGCCAGAUGUUUGGCAAGAUUCAGGAAUUGGAGCGUGAUAUCAACAAGAAAGAGACCGUCAGAAUCUUUGAGACGGUGGAUGUGAAGGAAUACAACGUGAACCAUGUCUUGCUGGAAUGGACCGGAAAUUCUGUCAACGACAUGGUCGCAGAUUCAGUCCUGGCUGUCAUCCUCAAUAUCGAGUCCAGCCCUGCCUCCGUCAAACUUACCAAAUCCGACCACACUCAUUCACACUCCCACGGCCACGCUCAUCCCCACGUCAAGACCGAAGGUUCCUCCUCUGCAUCUACAUCAAAGGAGGGAGAGGGAGAGCUGUUGGUGGAGCGCCACCCAUCAGACGAAUUCGAGGACCUGGUCAUGUUUUUUGCAUCUCAGUUUGGACCUGAGAAUGUGACGCAGAAUGAGAAGACGAGCACGGUUGUUGUGAGCUUGGAUGGCAUGCAGGCAAAGAUCGAUUGUAAAGAUUUUACGGUGGAGUGUGAGGCGGAUGCCUUGAGACAUCGGGCGCAGAAUGUCCUUGAGCGCGCUGUGAGGACUUGCAUGCAGUAA
Molecule: messenger RNA, 2157 nt
Organism: Linnemannia hyalina
Lineage: Eukaryota; Fungi; Mortierellomycota; Mortierellomycetes; Mortierellales; Mortierellaceae
Source: the annotation of a GenBank genome assembly